AUGGGAGGCGAAGCAGUGUGGACAGACGUCACUUCGUAUGCCACAUUCGCCCCCAGCACGGAUAGUAAAUACCGUCGUACAACGCCACCGCGUUCACCACAGCCGUCGACUUCCUACGCAGCGGCGGCCAUGCUAGCCUCGUCUCCCAAGACGCAGGCAGCACCCAAACCAAAAUCGCCAACACCACCGCCAUCUAAGGCACAAGAACAGGAGGGCACCCGGCGAGAAAGAGAAAGGAGACAAUCCGUCCCGCUCCAACAUCAACGCCCCACCGCCAGGAGACCCACCCGCGAGGGAGCGAGCGCGCCAAUCGCGUCGUCCCACCGUGAUACAGCGACGCGCUAUAUAAGCGCAGAACGACCGCCCGUCGCGCCUCAUAGGCGCGCGCCUGCGGAGCCAACCGGACCGCCGCCUACGACGCUACAGCCACCGGCGAACGCGCCUAUACCUCGAAUUAAAAAGAAGACACGUAAGCCCAAACGCCGACGUCGGAACGUCGAGCAGUCUACUGCCGAAUCUGCCAUAGAUAGUGAUAGGGACUCGCGUUUUAGAUCUAGGAACAGUGAGGUGCAGUUU
Molecule: messenger RNA, 576 nt
Organism: Iphiclides podalirius (scarce swallowtail)
Lineage: Eukaryota; Metazoa; Arthropoda; Insecta; Lepidoptera; Papilionidae
Source: the annotation of a GenBank genome assembly